Molecule: messenger RNA, 2924 nt
Organism: Theobroma umbraticum
Lineage: Eukaryota; Viridiplantae; Streptophyta; Magnoliopsida; Malvales; Malvaceae
Source: RefSeq, a predicted model, not a curated record
GUGAAUAGAAUAGACAGCAACAUCUAAAGAUGUUGGAGCUGGUUGUUCUUUGCCUUGUAUCUUUGCUUGUUGUUUGGUUUUGCAUUUGGCAAAAUCCCAAGUGCAAUGGAAAACUCCCACCGGGAUCCAUGGGCUUCCCCAUCAUCGGUGAGACCGUGGAGUACUUCUCUCCUUAUUCAUUACUUGAGAUUUCGCCAUUUAUGAAGAAAAGAAUUGCCAGAUAUGGGCCAAUGUUCCGAACAAGUCUUGCCGGCCAGAAGGUGGUUAUGGUAACUGAUCCCGAGUUAAUCUCUAGCAUGCUCAAACAAGAAAUUAUGCCCCCUAUUCAAUGGUUUACUCAGUAUAGUGUCAAAGCCAGUGGAGAAGACCAAUUUGUUCUCAGUGCCAGUUUUCACAGGUAUCUCAGGAGCUUUUUCAUGCACCAACUUAGCCCCGAAAGCCUCAUGACUGGUGAGUCGAUUCGCGAGAUAGAGCAGGCGACUCGCAGACAUCUAAAUUGGUGGGCUACCCAAGGCGCCAUUGAUGCCAGACAAGUUGCAAAAAAAGUAGACAUGGUAACCGAAUACGUCGCUAAGAAAAUCGGUUAUGAUGAACCAGAUGCCGCAGAGAGACUUGGUGAGAAUGUCAGAGCGUUCGUGGAUAAGAGGACAUCAUUAAUUCCUUUGAACAUCCCAGGAACUGCUUAUCAUGCAGGAUUAAAGGCAAGUAAAAAUCUUAUGAAGCUGAUUGAUGAAACCUUUGAGAAGAGGAAAGCAUCAAAGAUAAAUCAUCAUCAGACUUUUGUGGAUCAUUUACUUGAGGAAUUGAACAAAGGAGACACCGGUUUGGAUGAAGCAAUGGCCAGAGACUUGGUCCUUGUAUUUAUAAUAACAACCUCUGAAGCUAUCACUUUGUCCAUCACAUUAGCGAUGAAGCUAAUUGCCGAUCAUCCCAAAGUGCUAGCUGAAUUAACGAAAGAGCACGAGGCUGUUAUUGAGAGCCGGGUCGAAGACAAUAAGGAGCUUGAAAUCACGUGGGAAGAAUAUAAAUCCAUGGAGUUCACUCACAUGGUUAUCAAUGAAAUGCUUAGGGUAGGAAAUCUGCUCCCAAUUCUUUCCAGAAAACUUCCAAAGGACGUCGACAUAAAUGGGUAUACAAUUCCAGCAGGUUGGUUUUUAGUAGCUGAUCAAACUGUACUUCAUUUUGAUCCUAAUUAUUUUCAUGAGCCGUUUGCCUUUAAUCCAUGGAGAUGGGAAUUUUUUUCUUUCGUAAUGGAUGGUGAAGACGACGCUUCAAAUCCAAUGAUGGAGGAGAUGUACGCCAACGGCAUCGGCGGCGUCGACGAAACGCCGUCGUCUUCAUCAUCAACAACCACGCGGAAGAACCGGCCCAUCAUAAGCGGCGAACAGCUGGAUGUCGAGGCGUACGCUGGGCUUUAUACGGGCCGCACGAAGAUCAUGCGGCUCAUAUUCAUCGCCGACCACUGCGACAAUCCCGGGAUGCAAUUGGAAGCCCUCAGGAUGGCUUACGAAGAAAUCAAGAAGGGGGAGAACACGCAGCUUUUCCGUGAAGCGGUUCAGAAGAUCGACGGUCGAUUAGGCCCCAACUAUAUGAUGGAUGCUGCGUGGUGUACUAUGAUUGAUAAAAAAGCCGAGCAGAGGAAGGAAAAGCUCGAAAACGAACUCAAUGCUUAUAGGACGAAUUUAAUUAAAGAAAGUAUAAGAAUGGGAUACAAUGAUUUUGGAGAUUUUUACUAUGCUCAUGGUGCAUUGGGUGACGCUUUUAAAAGCUAUGUUCGAACUCGCGAUUAUUGUACUACGUCAAAGCAUAUAAUUCAGAUGUGUUUGAGUGCAAUUCUUGUGAGCAUUGAGAUGGGUCAAUUUACUCAUGUGACAAGCUACGUUAGUAAGGCUGAGCAAACACCCGAGGCUCUUGACCCUCCCACUGUUGCUAAGCUACGGUGUGCUGCUGGGUUGGCUCAUUUGGAAGCUAAAAAGUACAAGCUUGCUGCUCGUAAGUUUUUGGAAGUGGGUCCAGAAUUGGGAAAUACAUACAGUGAGGUGAUUGCUCCUCAAGAUGUUGCUACUUAUGGUGGGCUUUGUGCACUUGCAAGCUUUGAUCGAACUGAGCUGAAGAACAAAGUUAUAGACAAUAUCAACUUCCGGAAUUUCUUGGAGUUGGUACCUGAAGUAAGGGAGCUUAUUAAUGAUUUUUACUCAAGCCAUUAUGCUUCCUGCUUAGAAUAUCUUGGAAACCUCAAAUCAAACCUGUUGCUUGACAUCCAUUUACAUGACCAUGUUGGGACCCUCUAUGAUCAAAUUCGGAACAAGGCCCUCAUCCAGUAUACCCACCCAUUUGUGUCUGUUGAUAUGCGAAUGAUGGCUGAUGCCUUUAAAACAAGUGUUGCAGGACUAGAGAAAGAACUGGAAGCCUUGAUUACUGACAACCAGAUACAGGCUCGGAUUGACUCGCACAACAAAAUUCUUUAUGCACGACAUGCAGAUCAAAGAAAUGCAACUUUCCAGCGGGUUUUGCAGACUGGCAAUGAAUUUGAUAAGGAUGUUAGGGCAAUGCUGCUGAGAGCAAAUCUUCUCAAGCAUGACUACAAUGUUAGGGCUUCCAGGAAACUCUAAAUUCUGGACUGAAGCAUGACCAAGAUUGUUUUGAUAAGGUCUCUUAUAUUCCUGCGCCUGGAUUCCUAAUGUGCUGAAGUGCUAUUGUGAGGUGUUUAAGGAAGAUUGGCUAUCCAUGGUGGUGGAUUGCAUUUUGAGGAUUUCAGGAUACACUGUUUGUAUAUACUCAAAAUUUAUCUCAUGAGUUUCAAUUAUUUGUUUUUCUUUACAUUUUUUAAAAAUUUAUGUUCAUGGUCCCUGUUCUUUUAUUCGAUUUAGAUCGCUACCGUAACUCUUAUAUACAAACUGAAUGGUGCAGUCUGAUUGAAGCAA